CAAGCACUUGUGUUUUAAACGCCUUUAUUUCCUGGUAUAAUUUUUCAAAUGAACUUUCGUUUUAUUAUUGUGGAAUAGCAUCAGAUAAAAACACAAAAUGGCCUUCUCUGCAUCGAUCGGGAACAGCCCUGACUCAACUGUUCAGCCAAGCACGAAUUUGGAACUCGAAAAGGAACAUUUUGAUUAUGACCCAGAAGUAACUGAUUUCACUUUGAUCGUUGAAAAUCAAAAGUUACAUGUGGCAAAAGUUGUCUUAAUCGACGCAUCACCUGUAUUUAGGAAAAUGUUAACAGGGGAAUUUAAGGAGAAAAACAUGACAGAGCUAGAACUUCCGGGGAAAAAGUUUUCCAACUUUGAACUGUUUCUGCGGUGUAUUUUUCCAAGAGAGUACACACUAACAGAGACUUGCAUUGACGAAAUUCUUCCACUAGCUGAUGAGUAUGAUGUAAAAUGUGUUCUCAAGAAGUGUGAAAACUGGCUACUUACGGAGCUUGAGUUUAAAAAUGCCAAGGUUUCUCCACACUACCAAGGUGUAGAGGGCGACGUGAGAUAUCUGAUGAAAUGUCUUUGUUAUGGCGAGAAAUAUUCUCCCAGGCAAAUUGAUUUUCCUGGGAGAAAAUUUUAUAUCAGGCCAACCUGGGAUCCCGCUUCCUACAGAUAG
Magallana angulata is the source of this 661-nucleotide messenger RNA. Its product is annotated as BTB and MATH domain-containing protein 47-like. The coding region runs from base 98 to 661 and encodes 187 amino acids. Gene Ontology annotation, molecular function: protein binding. NCBI's taxonomy places the organism in Eukaryota, Metazoa, Mollusca, Bivalvia, Ostreida, Ostreidae. The transcript is spliced from 2 exons. The record is from RefSeq and is a predicted model, not a curated record.